Molecule: messenger RNA, 2136 nt
Organism: Mandrillus leucophaeus (drill)
Lineage: Eukaryota; Metazoa; Chordata; Mammalia; Primates; Cercopithecidae
Gene: MIMS1
Product: family with sequence similarity 210, member A
Exons: 5
Coding region: 496-1314 (272 amino acids)
Cellular component (GO): mitochondrion
Source: RefSeq, a predicted model, not a curated record
ACUUCCGGAGGUGCGGGGUCACGUGGCGCCGCUCAGGAGAGCGUGCCGCGACGCAAGUCCUCCGCGCCGGAACUACGAGUCCCGACGUGCCGCGCGCGGCAUGCGGAGGCUUCGCUGAGAGGGCACGGGCGGUCGCGAGCACGUUGCUAGUGGGCGCGGCUGGCGGGCCGGAGGCGGUAGGGGGCUGGCGUCCGGCUGAGUCCCGCGGGUUCUGGCACCCGGACCCGCUCUCGGUCGGGGUGCUCUGCUGAGUGACACUGCCGUGGCGUUCGAGGAGCUGUGGUCCAGCCCGCGCGGCGGGAAGCGGCGGCCCCAGCGUCCUAAGAGAAGAAAGCAUUUGACUGAUGGGCAUAAGGAAGAAAAAGAGACUGAGGCAAGUUUCAGAGAAGUAGUGAAAGUUUUUUCAAAAAGUCUUUAGAGCAGGAAAGAAAGUAUGCUUGGGAAAGACCCAAGCGGGCAUGUGAAGGAAGCUGAAACCUAUCAACACUCUUCAAAAUGCAGUGGAAUGUACCACGGACUGUAUCUCGGCUGGCACGCAGGACAUGCUUGGAGCCACAUAACGCUGGCCUUUUUGGACGCUGUCAAAAUGUAAAGGGACCUUUACUUCUGUACAAUGCUGAAUCCAAAGUGGUUUUGCUACAAGGCCCUCAAAAACAAUGGUUGAAUUUAUCUGCUGCCCAGUGUGUUGCAAAGGAAAGGAGGCCAUUGGAUGCUCGUUCCCCCCAACCAGGAGUCCUUCGCCACAAGCAAGGAAAGCAACAUGUUCCGUUCAAGAGGGUUUUUUCAUCCAGUGCCACAGCUCAGGGAACUCCAGAAAGAAAGGAGGAGCCUGAUCCUUUGCAAGACAAAUCUAUUAGCCUUUAUCAGCGAUUCAAGAAGACGUUUAGACAGUAUGGAAAAGUUCUGAUUCCAGUGCAUCUAGUAACUUCUGGUGUUUGGUUUGGAACAUUUUAUUAUGCGGCCUUGAAAGGAGUGAAUGUCGUUCCUUUUCUAGAGCUCAUUGGGUUACCUGACAGUGUGGUAAGCAUCCUGAAAAACUCCCAGAGUGGAAAUGCACUCACAGCGUAUGCCUUGUUUAAGAUUGCAACACCUGCUCGGUAUACCGUGACUUUGGGAGGAACAUCCUUCACUGUGAAAUAUCUGCGCAGUCGUGGCUACAUGUCCACGCCACCACCCGUCAAGGAGUAUCUACAGGACAGGAUGGAGGAGACAAAGGAGCUUAUCACAGAGAAGAUGGAAGAAACAAAAGACAGACUCACUGAAAAGUUACAAGAAACCAAAGAAAAAGUUUCCUUUAAGAAAAAAGUGGAAUAAGGUGCCUUACAGCAGUAUAGAAGUAUAGCAGUAUGGAAAAUUCCUGCACUUUAACCCUUUGGAAACUGUGGGCAAAGAUACGUGUGUCUGAUUAUUUUUUUGGUUAGUUGUCUAAAUAUACAAGUUCUCUGAGGGUUAAAGAAGUAAAAUACCUUUUUAAAGUUAAAUAUCACUAGAAAAAUCAGUGUUAUUACAAGGAAAGAAAUGAACCCAGUGUAAGAAUUUCCCAUCAGUAGCAGUAUUAAGCAGUGGUGAACGUCGUAGAAGUCAUACUUCUUUUUCCAGGUCUUCAGAACCACACUUCAUUUCUGUUUUGUUGCAGCUGUAAUUGAUGCACACUGGAGGCAGUUGACUCCUGGAAUAACCAGUGCGACCCGUAAAAUAAGCUAAUACUGGAUCUUAAUUUUUAUGUUAUUCAUUAAGGUUUUAACUAUAUUCAGUACGUAAUUUGGAGACAAACUAGCAUCAUCCAAACUGCCUGUGAAUAAGAAGGUAUUUAGUCUUUCUAUAAAAACAGAAUAGAGCAGUUACCUACCAGUUAAAAUAUAUGAAGAAAAUAGAAUAAAGUUUCAGUCAUAUAUAUGUAAAUACGAUGUAUUGAUUGUACGUAAAUGAAAAAUGGACCCUUUAAAAAUUAUUUUUACCUGAAGCUUGUCAUAAUUUUUUUAAGCAAAUAUAUAUAUGGUGAUGGUAUUUUUCGAAGUGUGUGUUGGUGGUGAUCGCCUCAAACAUAAACCUCUCAUGAAUUAUUUGUGUCCUUUUCACCUGAUCUUUCAGAGGAAAGGUGAACAAUCAUUAAACCUUAAAUUUAUUGUUAAAAUC